This is a messenger RNA of Populus euphratica (Euphrates poplar), 1384 nucleotides long. RefSeq names its product protein FANTASTIC FOUR 2. The record is from RefSeq and is a predicted model, not a curated record. NCBI's taxonomy places the organism in Eukaryota, Viridiplantae, Streptophyta, Magnoliopsida, Malpighiales, Salicaceae. Bases 284 to 1183 code for a protein of 299 amino acids. The transcript has a single exon.
AAAUUUAUGCCUUCCCCCUUUCAUUUCACUUAUCCGAUUACUCCCAAGUCCUAGUUGCUUCUUUCUCUCUUGCUGCACAAGUCCCUAAGAUAAACUGCAAUCCUACCAAAACCGAACAACAGGUUCUGUUUGAAAACAUCUCUUUCAUCUCAAUCUCACUGCCUUGAUCCCAUAACCUCCAAACUCCUACAAUUUCAGUAAAAAAGAAGCCUCCCCUGUUCCUCCCCUGUUUAGGCUCGUUGAUUCCCUCUGUUUUCGACCUUCCACAUUUCAGUUGUGAAAAAUGUCCUCCUCAAGUUAUUGUCCAGGCCUCCAAUCAUGCCUAGAACCGAUCUACCUCGUCGAACCUCGUGUUUUGAGGCUCAAAUUGGCUCCAUCCAAAUCCAACAUUUCUCUUCCUUCAAUAAUUUGCAAGCCCUUUGUCACUAACUCAGACCGUGACUUGGAAAGCAACAAAAAUGCUGACACGGGUGGCUGGAGUUUCCUCCAGUCUAUUGCUAACAAUACCUCUCAAAACACCACAGAAGAGAAUGACAAAGUCUAUGUCCCUCCAAAUUUUAAGAGCUCUUCUUCUAUGCUCAGCGAAAAGAGCUUAGAAAUGUGCACCGAGGGCCUGGGGAGUGAAACUGGUAGCGAGGGGAGCGAAAGCAGGGAUGGGAUGGCUUUCCUGUCCUUAGAAAACGUGGAUCAUGAGACUAGGGCAGCGCCAAAAUUGCGCGAAACAAGAACAACUAGUCGAAAUGUUAGCUUCCCACCUCCUUUGAGCUCGAUUAGUGGCUCCAACAAUGUUCGAGUGAGGCCUCACCGAGAAGGUGGACGGCUAGUCCUGGAAGCAGUAACUGUCUCUUCUUGCCACGUUCAUUUACAUGCAGAGAGAACCGAUGGCCGGCUUCGGCUACAUUUGAUGAAGGACAGCUCUCCUAAUAACUUCGACAAUGAAGUGCAAGAAGCAGGAGCAGAAUAUGGUGAGGAAGUUGUUGUUCAAGAUGACGGUGGUGAUGAUCAAAGUGGAGAUGAUGAAGCCGGUGGUGGUGAUAUUUGCGGAGAGGAGUUGGAGGGUAUUAAUGGAAAUGCUGGGGGUGAAAUGGGGAUGGGGAAAUUGGCUAGACCAGGCAGGUGCAAGGAAAGUGGGAGUAGCACCGAAGGCUUACUCAAUUGGGAGGCAUUUUGGGUGGCCACUUAGAUCUCUCUUGGUUUCCCGAAUGAUUUGUUCACUACAUAUUCUACUAGCUACUACUGUUACCACCACCGUUACCGCUGCUAGCAUUUAAUUAACCUUCAUCAGCGAUUAAUUACAAAGUUUUGGUAUUGAACCCUUGGAUCUUGUAAAACAUGUUUAUGGCAGUUAAUAUCGUUAAUUAUAUUGGAAUUAAUCUUGAUCCUC